Molecule: messenger RNA, 1584 nt
Organism: Mus caroli (Ryukyu mouse)
Lineage: Eukaryota; Metazoa; Chordata; Mammalia; Rodentia; Muridae
Source: RefSeq, a predicted model, not a curated record
GCCAGCGCCCCCUCCCCGAGCGUCACCUUUUAUGUGGAGCUGGCCUGAACUUUGGACCUUGUCUUCUUCCAGUAGGAAAUCAGUCUCUCAGAAGCCGAUCAUGGCCUCCAAGCCUGAGAAAAGGGUGGCCUCCUCUGUCUUCAUCACCCUGGCACCCCCACGCCGAGAUGUAGCCGUGAGUGAGGAAGUGGGCCAGGCAGCUUGUGAAGCCAGACGCGCUCGGCCCUGGGAGAUGCUUCCCACAAAGACACCUGGGACUGCAGUGGGCAGGAGCCCCAAGACCUGGACGCCCUCCGGCAAGACCAAUGCCUCACUCUCUGGAGUCACACCUCAGCUCUCCAAUGGAGGAUGCUCUCUCCCACCUCCUUCCCUGAAUGAGGAGGACCUAGACCUCCCGCCUCCUCCACCGCCCCCUUCUGCCUACCUGCCUCUUCCAGAAGAGGAGCCUCCUGUCUUACCAGGGAAGUCGCUCAUUUCCGACUUGGAGCAACUGCACCUGCCCCCACCCCCACCUCCACCCCCGCCACAGGCUCCAUCAAAGGGAUCAUCUGUCCACCCUCCGCCUGGUCACGCCAGACCCUUGGAAGAGGAGCUUCCUCCUCCCCCAGAAGAGCCUGUCACACUUCCAGAGAGAGAAGUGUCCACGGAUGUCUGUGGUUUCUGUCACAAGCCCGUGUCUCCUCGAGAGCUGGCUGUUGAGGCCAUGAAGAGGCAGUACCACCCCCAGUGCUUCACCUGUCGUACCUGCCGCCGCCAGUUGGCUGGACAGAGAUUCUACCAGAAGGAUGGGCGCCCCCUGUGCGAACCCUGCUACCAGUUGACUUUCCUGGCGCGUGCUCCCGGUCCUUCUAGGAAAUUUGCCCCCGUGUGCAGCAUCUGUGAGAAUCCUAUCAUCCCCCGAGACGGGAAGGACGCCUUCAAAAUCGAGUGUAUGGGAAGGAAUUUCCACGAGAACUGUUACCGCUGUGAGGACUGCAGCGUCCUCCUGUCUGUGGAACCCACCGACCAAGGCUGCUACCCACUGAAUGACCACCUCUUCUGCAAGCCCUGUCACAUGAAGCGGAGUGCUGCUGGUUGCUGCUGAAGAGUCCCGAUGGCUGGCCCUUCCCUGACUUGGUUUCCCCUCCUGACCUUUCUUGCAUACUUUCUUUUUGAACCUCACUGGGCACCAGCACACUGCACCCGUAGUGUCUAAAUUCACAGACAGGCCUGAGACACUGGGCCUUGGCCUCCUAGUACACAGCACCCCCCACCCCCAGACUUUCCACUCCUCUCCCUUCAUUGACCAGGAGGCCCCUCACCACCAGACUGCAACCCUGGUCCAUCUCAUCUCUAGUGCUGCCCUGACAUGGUUGUGGGGACAGGUCUCAGGAUGAUACCUAUGUCUCUGACCAUGAUGCUUAGCUGCCUAGCAGAAGGCGCUGAGACCUCAGCUUAGAUUGUAGAGCUGAGUUGUUUGAAGUGCGCCUUCUCAGCCACUCCAAUAACGUAUUUUUUGAGAAUAUAAGUGGGUAGUAGACAUGAUAGCGCACACCUUUAAUCCCAGCACUUGGGAGGCAGAGGCAGGUGGAAUUCUGUGUUCAA